This is a messenger RNA of Zymoseptoria tritici IPO323, 1027 nucleotides long. RefSeq lists its product as uncharacterized. Lineage: Eukaryota; Fungi; Ascomycota; Dothideomycetes; Mycosphaerellales; Mycosphaerellaceae. The coding region runs from base 128 to 1027 and encodes 299 amino acids. The record is from RefSeq and is a predicted model, not a curated record. The transcript has 5 exons.
UUUCUUACGACUUUCACAAUCUGCUCUUCGACGUUCUCAAACCCUCACUCCGUCAAUUACAUCAACUCGAACACCACCCACCACGUUCUCAGCAGAGAGACUUGGCCAGAUCAACAGACACUUCAACAUGGCUUCCACCAACUCGUCAGAGAACAACAAUGACAGCUUCAAGCUGUCGACCGUCUUCAACGUUGAGAAGAAAGUGGCAUUGGUGACUGGAGGCGGCAGCGGCAUUGGUCUGAUGGUCACGCAGGCUCUCGCAGUCAACGGAGCCAAAGUCUACAUCGUCGGACGUACCAAGGAGAAGCUCGACACCGUUGUGAAGACCUACAGCCAAGGCAUUUCCGGUCAGAUUAUCCCACUCGUCGCCGACGUCAGCAAGAAGGACGACAUUGCCAAGCUCUACCAGGAGAUCUCGUCGAAGGAGGAUCAUCUGGACAUCUUGUGCAACAACGCCGGCAUUUCAACCAAGACCUUCAAGCACGAAGCUUCCACCGCCGAGGAGAUGAAGAAGAACCUCUUCGACAACGAGGACGCCACAUUCGAGGACUGGAACGACGUCUACCGCACCAACGUCUCACAGAUCUACUUCAUGACUACUUGCUUCUUGCCACUCCUGCAAAAGGCCACGGAGAAGACGUACGGCUGGUCGGGCAUGGUGCUCAACAUCAGCUCUAUGUCGGGAGAGGUCAAGACGAUGCAGCACCAUCCUCAGUACAACGCUUCAAAGGCCGCCACGAUCCACCUCACAAAAAUGCUCGCCAACGAAAUUCAGAACAACGGCCUCAAGAUUCGCGUGAACAGCAUCGCACCCGGUGUCUUCCCAUCCGAGAUGACUGCCGGCGAGAGUGGCGCGAACCAGAAGUCUCACGUCGAGAAGGAGAAAUACGAGUCAAAGACUUCCGCUCAGCGCCCCGGAAACGACAAGGACAUGGCGGGCGCGGUGUUGUUCGUGGUGACGAAUCAGUAUCUCAACGGCAAGACUGUGACGGUGGAUGGUGGGUACGAGCUUGUUGCCGGUACGUAA